AUGGCGCCCGUAAAGACAACUCCACACAAAUCCGGUGGUCACCAGCGCUACGUACCCGAGAAGGCGAAGAACCCUGCGCGCUUUCAACCCGAACUCGAAGGCGGCGACGAUGCAGAUGUUGGCGCACUGCAGCCGGUGAAGGAACCACAAGAAGACGACUUUGAAGGCUUCGGCACAGAGGAGGAGACUGGGGAAGAUGGCGCUCAGGAUGAAGACAGCGAUGCAGAGAGCAUAGAUAUCCAGACGGAGCCAAAACGGGAAAAGCCUGUCUUGCCCAAGGACGCUGAGGAAGAGGAGCUGGAGCGCAUGAUUUUCGGCGACUCGGAAGGUUUCCGUCAAGGGCUGGAGAAUUUCUCCCUCGAUCCCACCGCCGGCGCAUACGGAGAUUCAUCAGACGAGUCUGGAGCAGAGGCGGCCGACCUGGAGGAUGUGGCAGAUCAAGAUCUAUUCUUCUUCGAUGCUGGUCCAGUUCCUGCGCCGGCAGGCUCGGUAGCCGCAAAGGUAGCCGAGUCGGACGAGGAUGACGGCAAACCUGCCUGGGAAGACAGCGACGACGAAAGACUGGUUGUUAGUCUGGCCUCGGUGCCACAAUUGAGGAAGUUGCGUGAAACGGCAGACGACGACAUGGUCAAUGGCAAGGAAUACGCGCGGCGGUUACGGAAGCAGUACGAGAGGCUAUACCCCACCCCAGACUGGGCGGCACACGCGACAGGCAAGGCCAACAAGAAGCGGCGACGGACCAUGGAUGACGACGAGAGCGGCGACGAGUCUGCCAGCGACAUGGACGUGGAUGAAGACGAUCUCACUACGCAGCCACUAGCUCUGCUGCUCAAGGAUGCGGAUAUUCUCUCACGCACUUCAAGGAGCAUGGCGAAGCGAAGGAAGUUGCAAGCAGGCACCAUCGACAUCCAACGAUUGAAAGAUGUCGCCAAGGCCGGGCCGUCGGCCGUCACCUCCCUCUCCUUCCAUCCUGCGUAUCCACUCCUCCUCUCAUCUGGCCCAAGCUCAACGCUCUACCUUCACCACGUCAACCCCAACCCGCCGAAUCCGAACCCUCUUCUUACGUCUCUGCACAUCAAGCGCACCCCGCUGGCAACAACAGCAUUCCAUCCCUCCCCUUCGGACUCGCGCAUCUUCCUCAGCGCACGGCGCCGCUACUUCCAUGUCUGGAACAUCGCAACGGGCAGAGUUGAGAAGGUGUCGCGUGUCUACGGCCAUCAGCACGAACAGCGGACAAUGGAGUUUUUCUCUCUGUCACCCAACGGCAAAUACAUGGCUCUCAGAGGCUCUUCAAGAAAGGGUGGUGGUGUUGUCAACAUUCUAGAUGCAAGAACUCUUCAAUGGGCGACACAGGUGCGCAUCGAGUCAAGAGGCGGAAUCGCAGACUUCGCGUGGUGGGGUGAUGGCAGCGGUAUGAGCAUUGCGGGAAAGAACGGAGAGGUGACUGAGUGGAGCGUCCAAGAGGGUGUCGUUGGACGAUGGAACGACGAGGGCGCCGUGGGCACUACAACCAUCGCACUUGGCGGUAAGAGCGGGCGCGAAAGCUGGCUGGGUGGUGAUCGAUGGGUGGCCAUUGGAAGCUCAAGUGGCGUGGUCAAUGUCUACGACCGGCGAGCAUGGAACGAGAGGGACCCGUCAGUCGACAGCACGAAAGCCGACUCAAAUGGUGGUAUCCCAAAGGCACCGAAGCCGUUGCGCGAUUUGCAGAAUCUGACGACGCCCAUCUCGCAUCUCGCCUUCACAGCGGACGGCCAAGUCCUUGCCAUGGCGAGUCGCUGGAAGAACAAUGCCAUGAGGCUUGUGCAUCUGCCAUCAGCUACUGUUUUCAAGAACUGGCCUACAGAAAAGACGCCACUUGGCAGAAUCACAGCAGUUGCGUGGGGAAGGCCGACCGAAGAAGAGGAGAAAGAAGGCAGCCUCGCGCAACUAGCAGUUGCCAAUGAAGCUGGACAUAUCAGGAUGUGGGAGAUAAGAGCGUAA
Molecule: messenger RNA, 1980 nt
Organism: Alternaria burnsii
Lineage: Eukaryota; Fungi; Ascomycota; Dothideomycetes; Pleosporales; Pleosporaceae
Exons: 2
Coding region: 1-1980 (659 amino acids)
Biological process (GO): rRNA processing
Cellular component (GO): Pwp2p-containing subcomplex of 90S preribosome; small-subunit processome
Molecular function (GO): protein binding
Source: RefSeq, a predicted model, not a curated record